Molecule: messenger RNA, 783 nt
Organism: Phaeodactylum tricornutum CCAP 1055/1
Lineage: Eukaryota; Bacillariophyta; Bacillariophyceae; Surirellales; Neidiaceae
Exons: 1
Source: RefSeq, a predicted model, not a curated record
AUGACAAGUAUUGACAGCAGUGCCCCCGCUUCUUCCGGUACCGAUGCGAAUCCUGCUUCUCCUCAACCGAAGCAACCUAAGCCGAAAAAGGCCGUACCAGUCGUCCCACCAGGAAUAAGUACCGCCUACAUGGUGCUACGUACUGUGAUUACGAGCCUGCUGCCGCCGGAGCAAGAAGAAAUUACCAGCGUCAGUCCAUUCCAAGCGACGUACUUGAAAGAAGGCCGUCCGACAGGAAAAUUCUUGAUAACAUUCAAGCGUCGUGCGGUAAGCACCCAAACAGGAGGAGGUGGAUUUUGGGACGAGAAGGAUGAGGCAUCGUUUUCACCGUUCUGGGAUUUGGUCCGAGCUGCCGUCGAUCGAAUAGUGUCGAAUACUUCCGGCGACCAGGCCCUUGAACUAACUUGUACUAAAACCACCAAAGAUGAAAUUGUGGGUGCGUUUGGUGAAGGGGCGUUAGACGAUGGUAUUCUUAAAAAGAAAAAGGCAGACCUCGAGCAUCUGCUGGCUACCUGUGGUACCAUUAGUAGCGAUGGUAGCACGACGAGCGCCACGCUGCAGGCUGUGGCUUGCGUCCCACCGUCGACGCCCUACGCGUCGACCAAGGCUUUAUCCAACAUUAUUUUAGAAAUGGGUAACAUGUGCACCGAAAUUAAAACGCAGAAGAAGAUGGUGCAAAUCAGCUUGAAAUUCGAAGCCGUUGAAACAGAAAACCAUGGCAUUCCGUUGGCGCCCGAAGUUACUGACGGAAGUCCGGCGAGUAUGAUUGCGCAGCGCAGGCUC